Messenger RNA from Marmota monax (woodchuck), 1548 nucleotides. Its product is annotated as olfactory receptor 5M10-like. The transcript is spliced from 2 exons. Gene Ontology annotation, cellular component: membrane. The coding region runs from base 1 to 1548 and encodes 515 amino acids. The record is from RefSeq and is a predicted model, not a curated record. Gene Ontology annotation, biological process: G protein-coupled receptor signaling pathway; sensory perception of smell. Gene Ontology annotation, molecular function: olfactory receptor activity; G protein-coupled receptor activity; odorant binding. Lineage: Eukaryota; Metazoa; Chordata; Mammalia; Rodentia; Sciuridae.
AUGUCCUCCCCAAACCACACUCUAGGCACGGCAUUCACUCUCAUGGGACUGACAGAUGACCCAGUGCUGGAGAAGGUCCUGUUUGGGGUGUUUCUGGUGGUCUAUCUACUCACACUGGCAGGAAACCUGUGCAUGAUUGUGCUGAUCAGCACCAGUCCCCACCUGCACUCUCCCAUGUACUUCUUCCUUGGCCACCUCUCCUUUGUAGACAUCUGCUAUUCCUCCAACAUCACUCCCAACAUGCUACAUGAUUUCCUCUCAGAGGACAAGACCAUUUCCUAUGCUGGGUGCUUCACUCAGUGUCUCCUCUUCAUUGCGCUGGUGAUCACUGAGAUUUACCUCCUUGCUUCCAUGGCCCUGGACCGCUAUGUGGCCAUCUGCAGCCCUCUGCAUUACAGCUCCAGGAUGUCCAGGAACGUCUGCAUCUCCCUGGUCACCUUCCCUUAUGUGUCUGGCUUCCUUCAUGGGUUGUCUCAGGCACUGCUGACUUUCCACCUGUCCUUCUGUGGCUCCCUGGAGAUCAACCACUUCUACUGUGCAGAUCCUCCCCUGCUCCUGCUGGCCUGCUCUGACACCCACAUCAAGAAGAUGGCCAUGAAAAUGUCCUCACCAAACCACACUGUGGGGAUGGCAUUCAUUCUCUUGGGACUGACAGAUGACCCAGUGCUGGAGAAGGUCCUCUUUGGGGUGUUUCUGGUGGUCUACCUACUCACACUGGCAGGAAACCUGUGCAUGACUGCGCUGAUCAGCACCAGUCCCCACCUGCACACUCCCAUGUACUUCUUCCUUGGCCACCUCUCCUUUGUAGACAUCUGCUAUUCCUCCAACAUCACUCCCAACAUGCUGUAUGAUUUCCUCUCAAAGGACAAGACCAUUUCCUAUGCUGGGUGCUUCACUCAGUGUCUCCUCUUCAUUGCGCUUGUGAUCACUGAGUUUUACCUCCUUGCUUCCAUGGCCCUGGACCGCUAUGUGGCCAUCUGCAGCCUUCUGCAUUACAGCUCCAGGAUGUCCAGGAACAUCUGCAUCUCCCUGGUCACCUUCCCUUAUGUGUCUGGCUCCCUUCAUGGGCUGUCUCAGGCACUGCUGACUUUCCACCUGUCCUUCUGUGGCUCCCUGGAGAUCAACCACUUCUACUGUGCAGAUCCUCCCCUGCUCCUGCUGGCCUGCUCUGACACCCACAUCAAGAAGAUGGCCAUGUUUGUGGUGGCUGGCUUCACUCUCUCCAGCUCGCUCUCAGUCAUUCUCCUGUCCUACCUCUUCAUUUUUGCAGCCAUCCUGAGGAUCCGUUCUACUGAAGGCAGGCGCAAAGCCUUCUCCACUUGUGGCUCCCACCUGACUACAGUCACCAUAUUUUAUGGGACACUUUUCUGCAUGUACUUAAGGUCCCCCUCAGAGAAGUCUGUAGAAGAGUCCAAAGUCAUUGCAGUUUUCUAUGCUUUCUUGAGCCCCAUGCUGAACCCGCUGAUCUACAGCCUCAGGAACAAGGAUGUCAUCUGUGCCAUGCAAGGUGUGAUCAAGGGAAAUUUCUUUCAGAAAAUAUCACUUUAG